This is a messenger RNA of Gastrolobium bilobum, 1148 nucleotides long. RefSeq names its product coatomer subunit beta'-2-like. The transcript has 10 exons. Gene Ontology annotation, biological process: endoplasmic reticulum to Golgi vesicle-mediated transport; retrograde vesicle-mediated transport, Golgi to endoplasmic reticulum; intra-Golgi vesicle-mediated transport. NCBI's taxonomy places the organism in Eukaryota, Viridiplantae, Streptophyta, Magnoliopsida, Fabales, Fabaceae. Gene Ontology annotation, cellular component: COPI vesicle coat. Bases 1 to 1053 code for a protein of 350 amino acids. The record is from RefSeq and is a predicted model, not a curated record. Gene Ontology annotation, molecular function: protein binding.
AUGGAGAGUGUUGACGGUGACGAGGGUGCUGUGUCUGACGUUGCAGGAGACGAUGAUGACGGCAUAAGGAGGAACCCUCCUAGAGAUGCCAGGGAGCGGUGUUUCUUGUCACCAUUUGAGCAUGACAGGGAGCAGACUCUCUCCCUUGAAAUUGAGCAAGAAAUUGUUCAAAACUACGGAAGAGUGAAGUCUGUUGAUCUGCAUCCAACUGAGCCAUGGAUUCUACUGGGUUUGCAUUCAGGAGCUGUUUCUAUUUGGAAUUAUCAGACGAAGACUGAAGAGAAGUCUUUCACAUUCACUGAUUAUCCAGUCAGAUCGGCAAAGUUCAUUGCUCGGGAAAACUGGGUUGUCGCAGCAAGUGAUGACAAAUAUAUUCGCAUCUACAAUUAUGACGAAGCAAGAAAGAUAGGAGCAUUUAAGGAACAUAAAGAUUUUAUCAGGAGUUUGGCUGUGCAUCCUUCGCUGCCAUAUGUGGUGUCAGCUUCUGAUGAUAAAGCUCUAAAGUUGUGGACUUGGAAGGACUGUUGGGCUUGGUGUAAGACCGUUGAAGGGCACUCACAUAAUGUGAUGCAAGUGGCAUUUAACCCGAAGGAUCGAGCUACUACCUUUGCCAGUGCAUCCUACGAUGGCACCUUGAAGAUUUGGGAUGUCUAUAGUUCAACUCCAAAAUUUACCCUGUAUGGACACUUGCAAGGAGUGAAUUAUGUUGAUUACUUCAUUAGCAAUGACAAACUAUAUCUUUUAAGUGGUUCUGAUGAUUACACUGCAAAGGUAUGGGAUUACCAUUCUAGAAACUGUGUACAAACACUUGAAGGACAUGGAAAAAGUGUUACAGCCGUGUGUGGUCAUUCUGAGCUUCCUAUAAUAAUAACAGCUUCACUGGACACUACUGUUAAAAUAUGGGAUGCUGUCACUUACAGGUUUCAGACUACGUUGAACUUUGGUCUCGGAAGAGUAUGGAGUAUUGGAUACAAGGAAGGAUCACCUCAGCUUGCUUUUGGUUGUGACAAAGGAUUUGUUAUUGUUAAGGUGAACCUCAAAGCUGCCCAGUGAAACGAGACUAAAAGGACAAACUAAACUGCUUUAUCGGACUUUGGAAGGAAGAUUACAAUAAACCUGUCUGCUGCUGCAGAAAUUACAAUUGCUAU